Colius striatus (speckled mousebird) is the source of this 3136-nucleotide messenger RNA. It is a transcript of the gene LYN, whose product is annotated as LYN proto-oncogene, Src family tyrosine kinase. The coding region runs from base 176 to 1717 and encodes 513 amino acids. The record is from RefSeq and is a predicted model, not a curated record. Lineage: Eukaryota; Metazoa; Chordata; Aves; Coliiformes; Coliidae. The transcript has 13 exons. Gene Ontology annotation, biological process: cell surface receptor protein tyrosine kinase signaling pathway; innate immune response; protein phosphorylation. Gene Ontology annotation, cellular component: extrinsic component of cytoplasmic side of plasma membrane. Gene Ontology annotation, molecular function: ATP binding; non-membrane spanning protein tyrosine kinase activity; signaling receptor binding.
CCCCCGGCGUCUGCCGCGGGGCUGCAGCGGACGAGAGCGGGGUGGAGGGUGCCUGGCCGGGCUGCCUCCGUGCCCCUGCACCGGCCCCGCGGGCACAAGGUGCUUUCCCGGGUGGCUUAGCACUCGCCUCAGCCUGCCGGAGGAGGUGCCGCUGCUGUCUGACUUUCCCGGAAAUAUGGGAUGUAUAAAAUCAAAAAGCAAAGAGAAUCUGCAUGGAGAUGGGCUAGAUUUGAAGAAUCAACCAGUACGUAAAACUGAACGAACUAUUUAUGUGAGGGAUCCAACGUCCAAUAAACAGCAAAGGCCAGCAAAUACAGAAGCACAGCUCUUACCGGGACAGAGGUUUGUCACUGAAGAAGCAGAGGAGCAUGGAGCCAUUGUGGUAGCUUUGUAUCCCUAUGAUGGCAUUCAUGAAGAUGACUUGUCCUUCAGAAAAGGAGAAAAACUGAAAGUUAUUGAGGAGCUGGGAGAAUGGUGGAAAGCAAAAUCUCUCACAACAAGGAAGGAAGGCUUCAUUCCCAGCAACUAUGUAGCAAAAGUAAACACCCUGGAAACAGAAGAAUGGUUCUUCAAAGACAUAACCCGAAAAGAUGCCGAAAGACAGCUCCUGGCUCCUGGAAAUAGUCCUGGAGCUUUCCUUAUCAGAGAAAGUGAAACAUUAAAAGGCAGCUAUUCUCUCUCCAUAAGAGACUAUGAUCCACAGCAUGGCGAUGUUAUUAAGCACUACAAAAUUAGGAGUUUAGACAAUGGAGGAUUCUACAUCUCUCCAAGAAUAACUUUUCCCAACAUCAAUGAUAUGAUCAAACAUUAUCAAAAGCAAUCAGAUGGCUUAUGCAGAAAGCUGGAAAAAGCUUGUAUUAGUCCCAAGCCUCAAAAACCAUGGGAUAAAGAUGCAUGGGAAAUUCCACGGGAAUCAAUUAAAUUAGUGAAGAAACUUGGAGCUGGUCAGUUUGGAGAAGUCUGGAUGGGUUACUAUCACAACAGUACAAAAGUGGCUGUGAAGACUCUGAAGCCUGGAACGAUGUCUGUGCAAGCCUUCCUGGAGGAAGCCAAUCUCAUGAAAACACUUCAGCAUGAUAAGCUCGUUAGGCUUUAUGCUGUAGUGACCAAAGAGGAACCGAUCUAUAUUAUAACAGAAUUCAUGGCAAAAGGAAGUUUGCUGGAUUUUCUGAAGAGCGAUGAAGGAAGUAAAUUGUUGCUUCCAAAGCUAAUCGACUUCUCUGCUCAGAUUGCAGAGGGGAUGGCAUAUAUAGAAAGGAAAAAUUACAUCCAUCGAGACUUGAGAGCAGCGAAUGUCCUGGUGUCAGACUUACUGAUGUGCAAAAUCGCUGAUUUUGGAUUAGCACGAGUCAUUGAAGACAACGAAUACACAGCGAGGGAAGGUGCAAAAUUCCCUAUUAAAUGGACGGCACCAGAGGCAAUUAACUAUGGAUCUUUCACGAUUAAAUCUGACGUGUGGUCAUUUGGGAUUCUCCUCUAUGAAAUCGUUACAUACGGAAAGAUUCCUUAUCCAGGUAUGAGCAAUUCAGACGUGAUGGUUGCUCUUCAGCGCGGGUACCGAAUGCCACGCAUGGAAACCUGUCCAGCUGAGCUUUAUGAUAUCAUGAAAACAUGCUGGAAAGACAAAGCAGAAGAAAGGCCAACAUUUGAUUAUCUACAGAGUGUGCUUGAUGACUUCUACACAGCGACAGAAGGGCAGUAUCAACAACAGCCAUAGAACAAAGAACACUUUAUAUUAACAGUGGAUCAUUGGCACAGACUAUGAUGUGAACAGACUGCUCAAACUAAUUACUUCAUGAGUUUGGAUGUCUUACCUGAGUGUGGAAGCUGAAAUGAAGGGAAGAGUAAUUCUGCAGAGAAAUAAUAAUGUUUUCAUUUGGUUAAAACAGUUCCUCUAAAGCUUGAAGCUCUCCUGAAACGCUCUGUGUUUUGCAUCUGCAGCAACAUCCCAAAGCAAGCAGGCUUUUUGGGGCGGGCAGGGCCGACGAAGGAAGGUGGUCAUGCACUUAUACAGCUUGACAAUGCCUUCUUAGGAUCUAAAGUCAUGCAAUAUGUAUAUGGAGACCUUUAUAAAAGGGGCAAGAAGAUGCACGAACAGCUGUUCUCCAAAGAAAGUCAUAAAGGAGAACUUCCUUGCAGAUUUAAGACUGGGUGACGUUCUUGAAUCAUCUUUUUUGAAAUACAGCACAUUGUGAAAAUUAUUUUUAUAUCCUUGUUAUUUCACAUUAGUAUCCGGAGCCCUGUUACCUCUCGUAAGACUUUGUAAGCUGUGCCAUGGUUUCCUUCAUGGAAGGUCAUGGAUGCAAUUCCUUACAUCGAAGAUGAUUUAGUUUUACUCCUACUAAAAUAAUUUCCCAGGCCUCGCACAGCCACCACAGCUGCAGCAGUGCAACGUGAACACACGUGACAGCAGGAGCAGCCACACACCUCCCUCUGUUCAACCUUCAGUUUCCCACAAGGCCAAAGUCAUCAUGUGAAGUCCAUAGGAAAGCACAGGAUGUUGAAGGAAGUUAAUAUUUUCACUGCAGUCGCUGAGACUGUUACCAGUGGAAAUAUUUUCAGCUUAGUUUUCAAUCCUCUGUGAUUAUUCAAGAAUAUUCUUCAUUUUUGCUGCUUUAAUCGACUAACCUCAAAUCUGUUUUAAAGCUAAAACUAGCACUAUCAAAACCAAUUUGUGGAAUAUGCAGUAGGAUAGCAAAUUACACUGCAGUGACACUAUAGAUUUGGUGCUCAGUAUCUAAAUCUAAUUCAUAAAAGCAAAUGCAGUUUGCCAAAGCUCUAUGUACUGAAUUGUCCUAUCCAAUUACUUACCAAAACAGCUGAGCUCUUGCCAAUUGCCAUGUAACAACAAGACAGUUACUUUUUUCCCCAAAGUUCUUACAACUGAAACCCAGUACAUCUUUGCCACCUCUCAGCCCAAGUAUUUAGGUAAAUGGUACUUUGCAGAAGCUUAAAACCUUUUUAAUAAAGCUUCAGUGUGUCUGCAGUUGAACUUCAGCAGCAUAAAUAGUCAUUGCUUUUCUUUACCAUUGGCUUCCUUCAGUCAAACUGUGCAGUUUAAGCAGACUAUCAGUUAAAUAUGUAAAUAGUUUCUAUUGUAUGGUGAUUUUUAACUUUAAUAAACACUUAAUCUGAA